Molecule: messenger RNA, 501 nt
Organism: Geodia barretti
Lineage: Eukaryota; Metazoa; Porifera; Demospongiae; Tetractinellida; Geodiidae
Source: the annotation of a GenBank genome assembly
AUGGUUGCUCAAGAUUCAAGCCCAGACCACGGUAAUCUGAUGGAAAUCAAUAUCACGGUCAACGGAAACUCGGUGGCGAUUCAGCUGCACCAGUAUUGGUCGUUGCUCGACGUGCUGCGGGAUUCGCUCGGAUUGACAGGCGCCAAGCGAGGUUGCGACCGGGGCGAGUGCGGGUCGUGCACCGUGUUGCUGGAUGGCAAACCUGUAAACGCCUGCCAGGUUCUGGCCUCUCGCGUCGACGGUACCAAUGUUGCGACCAUAGAGGGUCUGGCUUCCGGCGGAAUAUUGUCCGAGCUGCAGCAGUCGUACCUCGACGAAGACGGGGGUCAAUGUGGUUUUUGCACGCCGGGAUUCGUGAUGGCCACCAGGGCGUUGCUAAACACCAACCCCACGCCAACCGAUGAUGAAGUCCUAGAAGCGCUGUCGGGCAACCUGUGCCGCUGCAACGCCUACGGUCGCAUAUUGGCAUCGGUGAGAACAGCAAUAGAGCGGGAAGCGUAG